AGCCGGGCGGAUGUGUUGUGACGUCACCGACGAGGCGACACGUACGGCUCGUUGUCACCAAAUAGCGAACUUUAUUCGGUUUUAACAAUAUACAGUGAGUACAGCAACAUGCCCUGCCACAACCAGUCGUUAAAUAACGUUACUACCGGCCAAGAACAUAACUUAACGAAGCAUGUUCGGUUCGCCGCGAGCAGUAACAGCGUUCCGGUGGCGCCAAGCUCUGAAGCGGUGGAUGACGUCAAUAAACAGCGUUUGAACGGGAACUGUCCGAAUGGUGGUGGGCUCGGCCCAGAUGUGUUAAACCUGGGACCUCAACUGAAACUGCUUCCUCUUAACAGUCAGAUACUAGAAUUACAGACCAUCAUCAGAGACAAGACAACCAGCAGAGGGGAUUUUGUGUUCUGUGCAGACCGACUGAUCAGACUGGUGGUGGAAGAAGGACUGAACCAGCUGCCCUACUCAGAGUGCACUGUGACCACUCCUACAGGACACAUGUAUGAAGGUGUAAAGUUUGAGAGAGGUAACUGUGGAGUCAGCAUCAUGAGAAGUGGUGAGGCCAUGGAGCAGGGUCUGAGGGACUGUUGCAGGUCCAUUCGCAUCGGGAAGAUCCUGAUCCAGAGUGAUGAAGAGACCCAGGAGGCUAAGGUCUACUAUGCUAAGUUUCCCCCAGACAUAAACAGGAGGAAGGUGCUGCUCAUGUACCCAAUACUGAGUACAGGUAACACAGUGAUCGAGGCAGUGCAAGUGUUGAUUGAGCAUGGACUCCAACCCAAACACAUCAUCCUCCUCUCGCUCUUCUCCACCCCACACGGAGCCAAGGCCAUCCUCCAAGAAUUCCCAGAGAUCACCCUGCUCACCACAGAGUUGCACCCGGUCGCCCCCACACACUUUGGACAGAAAUACUUUGGCACAGAAUGACAAACGCGCAUACCAGUCCAGACCACGCUAGACCAGACCACGCUAGACCACACCAGACCACCAUAGACCACACCACCCUAGACCAGACCACGCUAGACCACACCAGACCACGCUAGACCACACCAGCCUAGACCACACCA
Messenger RNA from Oncorhynchus gorbuscha (pink salmon), 1058 nucleotides. RefSeq names its product uracil phosphoribosyltransferase homolog. Bases 109 to 918 code for a protein of 269 amino acids. The transcript has 7 exons. The record is from RefSeq and is a predicted model, not a curated record. NCBI's taxonomy places the organism in Eukaryota, Metazoa, Chordata, Actinopteri, Salmoniformes, Salmonidae.